GGGUGGGAAAACAGGCACCACCGAUCCGCCGCGGCGCCGAGGGAAGAAAGAGAGCCUUGGUCUUGUUCAUAUUAGCGAGCCGUGGUGCCGGAGAGUUCGCUCAUCGCCUGCUCAGUUCUAUCGCUCAAGCCAGAAACGCGACCACAUUGUUUUUUUACGUGUAGAUGUUUUUUUAUUUUAUUUUAAUGGUUGUUUAAUAUAUUUAUUUCGCAAUAAGAUGUGACUCUGGCCGUUAAAAAAAAACAACACACACGGCAGAAAAAGAGAAACAGGCGUUUUAACGGUUAAUGUUUUUUUAAAAGCCGGGAUAUGCCAGCGGUAGCUUAUCUCGUGCAACACGCUAGUUAGCACGCUAAACAACUAAUGGAAGUUAUUGUUGAUGUUUUUAAACUAUGCUAGCGUCCAGCUUUCUCUGCUCGCUAUGGACCGCGGAGUCGUUUUUGUGGGAUUUUAUUGACAGUGCUGAGCUGCAGAAGGAAGUUUAACAGCCGAGAGUGGGGGAUUCCUAAAUAACUACUCGUGCGAGCAGAGGCAAAACUCACACACGGGGAUUUAAAUCGUGUUUGUGUUUUUCUUUUUUUGUUUUUUUCCCUCCCCACUGUUUUUUGGAGGUUUUGCACCGGAGACGAGGAGGAGACGCGAGAGACGACCAAAUUCAUGUGGCGAUUCUUUCCUUAGGGACACACGUUUGGGAUUUUCUUUUUUUUUUUAUUAUUACAUUUUUUGCAGGAUGAGCAAGGAACGGCCUAAGAGAAAUAUUAAGAGAAAUCUCAAGAAAUACGAUGACAGUGAUGGGAUCCCCUGGUCGGAGGAGCGAGUGGUGCGGAAGGUGCUCUAUCUGUCGCUGAAGGAGUUUAAAAGUGCACAGAAACGGCAGCCUGGUGAUGGCCUCAGCGAUGGAGCCAAAAACGGUGUCCAGCUGAAUGGCUCUGGAUCUAAAGGGGGACACAAAGAAGAUGGCUCUCGUUCACAAGGCAAUGAUGGAGGCAGUGAGUACUGGGAGGACGGUGCAGCCAAGAAAAGACCCAGACUGCAAGCACAGAGGAAGUUUGCCCAGUCUCAGCCGAACUCUCCCAGCAGCACUCCGGUGAAGCUGAAUGACCCCUCACUGCCCACACCAGCCGCACAGAUCAUUGACCUCUCCAGAAGAAAGCCCAAGACCGAGGAUUUCCUCACCUUCCUCUGCCUCCGAGGUUAUUCUGCGUGGCCAACUGAAGGCUCACCGGCAUUGCCCAGUAACAUGAUCAACUUUGGCAGUUCUCAGGAGGAGGAUGAGCUGGACGAUGAUGAAGAAUGCGAGGAGGAAAAGACACCAAGUGUGGCGUCAACAUCGUGCCAGUCUACACCCCGCAAAGGAAAGCCUCCUGGCAGACUGAAUGGGCAGGUGUUUAACGGCCACACUAAGCUGAUAAAGGAGAGGGAGAGCACGCUCAGGCCGAAGAGCAGAGAGCCGGUGGUGAAGGAUCGCUCGGAGAGGGCGGAGACUCGAAGAGAGCACAGCCAGUGUACCAGUACCAGAAACCACACUGGUACCAGAAACCACACUGCCCACAGCCACGGCCUCAGAGGAGCGGCAGAGGAACUACGCAAACAGGUUUCCAAAAUGAACGGCCUUUCACGACUGUCUACCGCCGGCGCGAACACAGCCGCUGCCAAAAAGCCGAAGGACUACCGGCUGCCAUCCAGAACUGUGAAGUACACAGCCACCGUGACCAAGGGCCACGUCACCUACACCAAAGCGAAAGGAGAACUGGUGAAGAAAGCCAAACUCAACCACAGCAGGCACUCUUCUGCUGCUGCUGUUGGUGGCGCCCAUAAAGCAAACAGCACCAAUCAACACCAACCAGCCAGCAACGGCCACGGCUCCCAGCCCCCCCACUCAGGAAAAGCCCAAAGUAGCAAUGCAAAAACCCGCAGACAGGUGCUAUUAUCCAACGGGGUCCACAGCGAGGCCAACACCCGCUUCAACUGCCGGCUGAACGGCCGCCACAGCAUCAAGGAGGAGGAGGACAAAGGACCGCAGUGGAGACACAACCUGCGCAACUCUAAGCGCAGGAUGGACACAUCCGUGGUUACGGAACCAGAGAGCACAGAGGCCAAGUCCAGAGUGUCCGUCUCUGAGGCUAAGAAACCUAAGCUGCAGCCUAGCCCUCUGGUAGAAACACGCAGUAAAAAAGCUCUGGGUCAGGACAAAGCCACGAGCGCUCUCACUAACGGACACAACAUCACAGAGACGGCCGCUUCCCCCACUCAAAAAACGGGUCCUUCUGCCCCCCCUCCUGCUUCCCCUGCAGCCCCUGGCUCCCCUGCUGCCCACCAGAGCCCCGCCAACCCGGAGCCAGCCAGACAGCGGCCCAAACGAGCCUCUGCAGGCAAACUAAUGUUUAUCAGACAAGCACAGCAGAGGGCUCAGACCAGCGCGGCCUUUAGCCGCUACGCUAACACUACCUCAAACAGCAAGCCCUCCAAACCAGCAGAGCCCCCAACCACACCUCAGCCCCAGACGCGAGUAGACAAGGAGAAAGAAAAGGAGCGUGAAAAGGAGAGAGAAAAAGAGAGGGAGCGAAGUAGGGCAGGAUUCGCUGCCCUGCCGGACGUUCCCGUCUUCAGGCCUAACGCCCGGGAGUUCCAGGACCCCCUGUUGUACCUAGACUCUAUUCGAGAAAGGGUGGAACCCUGCGGGCUCUGCAGGGUCCUGCCUCCCGCAGACUGGAGGCCCGAGUGCAAACUGAACGACGAGAUGCGCUUCGUCACUCAGGUGCAGCGCAUCCACAAACUGGGGCGCCGCUGGGGCCAGAAUGUACAGAAGCUCGCCUGCAUCAAGAAGCACCUCAAAUCUCAGGGCAUCACCAUGGAAGACCCUCCAGUCAUUGGCGGCUGUGAGGUGGAUCUAGCGCGAUUCUCGGAGCUGGUGAGUGAUAUGGGCGGCAUGCAGCAGGUGAUGGACCUGAAGAAGUGGAACCGGCUGGCCGACCUGCUCCGGAUCCCCAGGUCAGCGCAGGACCGACUGGCCAAGCUGCAGGAGGCGUACCUGCAGUACCUGCUCAGCUACGACCAGCUGAGCCCCGACGAGCAGCGGCAGCUGGAGCAGGAGGUUCUCAAGGAGAAGGAGAUGCUGGAACGCCGCCGGGGGCCCCUGGAGGGCCACUCUGAGAACUCCCAGCGUACCCUGACACUGCCCCGCUAUGAGCCCAAAAACGGCCUGACUGGACUGGCCCUCCGAAACGGCUUCCACACCGUGGAGCCGGAACCCCCGCGGCAGGCCGGCCGCCGCAGACUCUUCUCUCAGGAAAAGAAAGGGGACAAAGUAGAUACUCAUCACGAAGACAAGAUCAAGGAGGAGGAAGAGCAGGAUAAAGGGGUUCUCAGUGACCAGCACAAGUGUAUAUACAAGGGCAGAUCAGUGUCUUUGACUAUCUUCUACAGAAUAGCCAGGAAUACCAUGAUGAUGUGCUUUAACAAGGAGCCAGGAGCAUCUGAUGUUGAGCAAGAGUACUGGCGAAUAGUGGAUCAGAGGGACUGCCAUGUAUCAGUGCAUUAUGGGAAGGUGGACACGAGCACACAUGGAAGCGGCUUUCCCGUCGGCAAGUCGGAGCCCUUCUCAAAACAUGGCUGGAACCUCACUGUCCUCCCCAAUAACUCUGGAUCCAUUCUGCGCCAUCUUGGUGCUGUGCCCGGGGUGACUGUUCCCUGGCUGAACAUUGGCAUGGUCUUUUCUACCUCAUGCUGGUCUCGAGACCAAAACCGCCUUCCAUAUAUUGAUUACUUACACACUGGUGCUGAUUGCAUUUGGUAUUCUGUUCCUGCUGAGGAGAAGACUAAGCUUGAUAAUGUGGUGCACACGCUGCUGCAGGCCAACGGCACUCCAGGACUCGAGAUGCUGGAGAAGAACAUAAUGAUCUCUCCAGAGGUGCUCAGUCGUGAGGGUAUAAAAGUGCAUCGCACGGUGCAGCAGAGCGGCCAGUUUGUGGUGGUUUUCCCUGGAACGUUUGUGUCCAAGGUGUGUUGUGGUUACAGUGUGUCUGAGACGGUGCACUUUGCCACCCCGCAGUGGAUGAACGUGGGCUACGAGGCUGCUAAGGAUCUGAAAUGCAGGCGCAUAGCCAAGCCCUUCUCCAUGGAGAAGCUGCUCUACCAGAUCGCCACAUCCGAGUCCAAACGAGAGAACGCACUUCUGCUGAGUACAAUCUCCUCUCUGCUCAAAGAUCUCAGGAACAUAGAGAUGAGGCAGCGGCAGGAACUCUACGAGGCCGGCCUGCUCUCUUCUGCUCGAUACGGCACUCACGACAGCAACCAACCCACAGGAGAGGGCAGGAAGAAACCCCGCAAGUGGCUGGCGCUGGAGUCGUCCGAGAGACGCUGCCAAACAUGCCAGCACCUCUGCUACCUGUCUAUGGUGGUACAGGAGAAUGAGAAUGUGGUGUUCUGUCUGGAAUGUGCACUACACUAUGUGGAGAAACAGAAAUCCUGCCGUGGACUGAAGAUGAUGUACCGCUAUGAUGAGGAGCAGAUUAACAGUCUGGUGAAUCUGGUGUGCGGUAAAGCUCUGAAGACCACAGUAGAGAACUGUAACGGCUCCAGCCCCGCCAAACCGCCUGCCAAGCGCGGCCCCCGCAAGAGAGCCACCGUGGAGGUGUCUCUGACCCACCUGUCCAGCCCCGCCCAGCUCUCCAAAAGUGCUGCCACGGCCAUCUCAUGAGAGACGGCUGUCCUUACUCCUUGCUUUUAACCAAUCACAUCUCUCUCUCUCUCUCUAUCUCUCUCUCUGUCUCUCUCUAUCUUGCUCACUGUCUCUAGAACCUGUUUCACGUCCCCUGACUCAGUACAGAUAGUACGGCAAGAGCUUGCUGUGUGUGAGCAAGAACCUGCCUUUUUUUGCACUAGAGCGUAAGAAGGUUUUAUUUUUAUUUUACUUUUUUUUGUGAUUCUUUUAGUUAGCAUUAAGCUGCGAUGUACUCGCAGGUAUAGAUCUGAUUAGCAGGUGAGACUGACUUCUACCUUCUUAUCCAGAUUGUCCCUCUUCCUCCUCCUCCUCCUUCUCCUCCUCCUCCUCAUCUUCGGCCCUGUGGACUGCAUACACAUACAAACACAUUCAAACACAUACACUCACACACACACUCUUACUCAAGCCUGAACUGUGAACAGAGGCACACGAUGGUGCUCUAUUUUUUAUUAUUAUUAUUAUUUUGUUUUUUUUCUCGUUUGUGUUCUCUCUUCAUUUUGGGGUUUUAUUGAUAUAAAUAAGGGCCGCCAAGCUGGGGCUUGUGCUUGUUUUAGCUUUUGCUUUGAUUUCUUUUGUAAAAAUGAAUACUUUAGACCUCUUCAGUCCCCACGCUCGCGCUUGUGUGGGGAGGAACGGAACGUAAAGGCGAGGUAACACUUGAAAGUGAAAGGACUGCUUGAUUAAUUCUGGGUUUUCCAUCUGAUUUUAGAUGUGAGGAGUGUUUUAUUUGGUUUUACUUGGUUUUAUUUGGUUUUACUCUGCGGAUAGGGGAACACUGGUGUUCACAGCAGCGCGUGUGCGUGCGCAAAGUUGUGCUUCAGGUCGCGGCCCCCUGGUGGAGACAGCAGGGUCUUCUGCGCUGAAACGUAGAGAUGGUGGUAACUGUGCCUGAUCUUCAGCUGGGAGGUCCAACGACUUUUGGUGCUUUGAUUUUUUUUUGUUUGUUUUUUGUUUUUUACUGUAUAAAAUCAAUACAAAAAGGUAAAUGAAAAGAAGUGCUAUCUGCCUUCAUACACCACAGGACGGAAACGCUCCGGAGGCUUUCCGCUUCUACAUGUGCAAUCGUGUUAACAUUCCAUACUUUCAGACCUAUUGAUUCAUCUGUACCAGUUAACAUUAAUUAUUAUAUUAUUGUAAUUAUUAUUAUUGUUAUUAUUAUUAUUAUUUGUGUUUGGACUUUUUCUUUUCAAUUUCAUUUGGAUGUGCUGUCUCAAAUAGAGCCACUAGGCAGAGGGUGUAAAAUGUGAAAUACGAGUCUUGAGGAUCUUUUUUUUUUUUUUUCUUCUUUCUCCUCAUUUUUAGUUUUUUUCUUGCUUUCCCUUUUUGCAGAUGAGUCACGAAUGAUCUAAAGAAUCUCAACAAACACCAUUUUCAACAUUUUGUACAUACUCCUGUAAAUGUCUUUAAAUACUUGAGCCUUUUCUGAGGGUGACAGAAGGAGGGGACAAAAGCAUGAUGAAGAAAAGCCUUACCUUUCAGUUUCUUCAUCUGUGGGAGUUUAAAUGCUUACAGGGUUCCUCUGGUGACGUGGAAACAUUUUUAAGUGCUGCUUAUAUCACUGAGAAAUAAGAUAUGGAGUAGCGAUGCCCCUCCCCGACCCUCCCCCAGGUUUCUUUCUUUCGUUUUUUUAGCUUUACUUUUUUUAAAGAAAAGGGAAAAUACCUAAAAAAAAAAAAAAAAAAGGUUUUUACAUUUUCAUUACUGAAAAUUCAACAAUGUAGUAGCUACUCAUGUUGCACUGAGCUUGCCAGUGGUGACUGUCAAGAAAAAAACCUAUAAUCCAGUUUGUUGGUUGUUGUCCUUUACCGAAGACUGAACUGUUUUAGGAGUAUUUAAAUGAAAGCCAGGUCAGGUGUUUUCAAAAAAAAAGUGGUUGUCAAGUUUUUAUGGCCUUACAAUGUAUUUUAUUCAGAAUUUUUUGCUGUUUUUGUUCCUUUUUCUACAGUAUGAAAGAUUUGCUCACCGUCUGGCAAACUUAAUUUAUUCGCACUGCGUCUCAGCCUUUCCUUACACAUGGGAAGAUUUCAUGUUGGUUAUAUUGCCAGUUUUUUUUUUUUUUUACUUUUCCAGUUUGUACUUAAGGUUUAAUAAAAACGUAUGGACAAUUCACGGUCAGUUCUUUUCAA
Astyanax mexicanus (Mexican tetra) is the source of this 6849-nucleotide messenger RNA. It is a transcript of the gene jarid2b, whose product is annotated as jumonji, AT rich interactive domain 2b. Gene Ontology annotation, cellular component: nucleus. The coding region runs from base 731 to 4699 and encodes 1322 amino acids. The record is from RefSeq and is a predicted model, not a curated record. Gene Ontology annotation, molecular function: histone demethylase activity; DNA binding. Gene Ontology annotation, biological process: chromatin remodeling. The transcript has 19 exons. NCBI's taxonomy places the organism in Eukaryota, Metazoa, Chordata, Actinopteri, Characiformes, Acestrorhamphidae.